UUUUCAUUUUAUAUUUGUGUUUGUUGUGCUGUUACUUAUUUUGUUUUAUUUUUCUGUCUAUUGUGUUCAUUGUAAUCAGACAGAUUGGACAUUCAAUUAUUAAGGCUUUUCUACUCUCCCUCUCAUUCUCUCUCUCUUUCUCUCUCUCUUUUUCUCAGUGAUGGAUGCGAGUGAGGUGAAUUGGACGGGGGGUGUAGAGUCUAAUCUGACGCUGCUGCCGUAUUACCUGCACUCCUCUGGGAUGGCGCUGGGCUUCAUCCUGUCAUAUCUGCUGGUUCUGCUGCUGUGUGUGGGCGGGAACGGACUGGUCUGUGUGGUGGUCCUGCGGAACAGGAACAUGCGUUCCGUCACCAACCUCUUCAUCCUCAACCUGGCCAUCAGUGACCUGCUGGUGGGCGUGGUCUGUGUGCCCACCACGCUGAUUGACAGCCUCAUAUCCGGCUGGCCUUUUAGUCAGACCACCUGCACCCUCAGCAACCUGGUCCAGGGCAUGUCCGUCUCCGCAUCCGUCUUCACACUCGUCGCCAUCGCUGUGGACAGAUAUACAGGCAUCAUGUACCCGUUCCGUCACCGACUGAGACCAAUGACGGCUCUCUUCGCCAUCUUCUUCAUCUGGCUGCUAGCGUUCGCCAUCAUCUUCCCUUCGGCCACCACGCUGACUGUCAUCCAACUGGAGGACACCUACAUGAUCCAAGACAACCAGAUGUACCCGCUGUUCGUGUGUUACGAGGACUGGCCCAAAGCCGACAUGCGACGCAUCUACACCACCGUGAUCUUCAUCCACGUCUACCUGGCACCACUGGCCCUGAUCAGCAUCAUGUACGGAUGCAUUUCCGCGAAGCUGUCGGGAAAUCUGCAGCACCACGGGGGCUCCGAGGCCCGCAGGGGGCGCUCCCGGCGCAGGGUAAAGGUCAUAAAGAUGUUGAUCAUGGUGGCAGUGUUGUUCAUGGUGUCAUGGCUGCCGCUGUGGACACUAAUGCUGCUGACGGACUACCAGGACCUGGACCAACAGCAGAUCGACUUCCUCAGCAGCUACCUGUUCCCCGUCGCUCACUGGCUAGCCUUCUUUAACAGCGGCGUCAACCCCAUCAUCUACGGGUUCUUUAACGAGAACUUCCGCCGUGGGUUCCAGUCUGUAGUUGCCUGUCACUCUUGUGACACACCAAUGAUUGAUAUGCGCUCAAGAAGGUUUAUGGUGCUGCCAUCCAACCGGGUGUCCAGCGCUAACGGAGACGCCAAGAAUCAGAAGAAAGAGCCGAGAGGACUCCCACUGCAGGCGAUCCUACUGGAGGACCUGAACAGGCUAACAGGAGUCAAACAGAUAAACAGAGCCUGGGCAGAGUGAGAACAUUUUAAGUUUUACCAAAUAUACCUAAAAUCAGUCAACAAGCUCCUACAUAUUGGGCAGCAAGUAAACAGUCAGUUCUUAAAGGUGAUGAUUGUUGUUGAAGCAGAAAAAAUGGACAUGAAGUGAAAGAAUCUGAGACAAUUUAACCAGAACCAAACUGUGAUGUUCUAGACAUUGACUGGGUCAUAAUAGUUCUUCAAAAAAAGGACAACCUCUGAACUUAAGAACUAGCAGCUACAGGGAUGUUAUGGGUGCUCAAGGCCUCCACCCAUCUUACAACUUACAGGACUUGUAAGUUAAAUGAUCUACUGUAAUGUAAGUUAAUCUUGGUGCCAGGUGGGGACACAUUCAGACUUCAUUAUAGGACAUGCAGCUGAAGUUAAUCUACACUCAAAAUUAAACCAUGCACAAAAAUCUGGAACAAUAUUUGUCCGAUUGGUGGAAAAAUUGGUGGACAGUCUUGGUUAGGGUAGACAGAAAGAUGACCAAAAGCACAUUACAUUAGCUGUGCACACAAAAAACAGGGUUGGUUUCUUGGACAGGAUGUUUUUUACGUACAGAAUGACGCACAUUUCCAGAGAUGCGAGUUUGUAAUGUAAAUGACGAGGAAUAGCUGCCAGGUCAGAGCAGAUAUAGCAGAAAUGGUGAGUGGCAUCGAGGCCUCGAGUGGCCCCAAAAACACUGCAGGAGUCUGGAAGCCCCGAGCCCCCUAGCCACCCUGCUGCCAUUUAGCCUGCCAUUCAGCCUGCCAGUCUGCCGCUGUGCCCAAGAAUGCCCCCCUGCCACCCGUCCCAAAGCACUGUUCCCUACUGCCAGAGCUCCGGACCUCUACUGCACACAACCAGAACAGAACACAAACCACCCACAAACCACACACACAUAUAUACACACACACACUAACACAUUUACACACACACACACAGCACGCCGUCCUCCCGUCACUCAGCUUAAUUCUGUAACCCGGACACAGUAUUAUAACUCACUAAACUAUAUGCUUAACAAUCACUGGCCACUUUAUUAAACACAACUACAUUGUGUUGAAUGAAAUUCACUGGCCACUUUACUGGAAACCUUUGAGCACAGAUUGAUUGGCCACUUUAUAAAAAAAAAAACUUCUUAUGCUUAAAGCUCACUGGCCACUUUAUUGGAAACACCUCUGCUUGUACAGGGAUGUAUUUGUUAAUCACGCACACGCAGGUUCCUGUACUGUGUUAAUGUAAAUACGUGUAUAAUGUAUAUUGAGUGCACUGUGUAAAGCGUUGUUAUAGUGUAUUGUUAUUUAUGUUUAUGGGUUAUGGAUUGUGACAAUGUGCAGAAAGAUGUGAAACAGGGUGAUUUAAUGUAUAAUCUGUUUGUUUUACUGUACAGAUCAUUUGGGUUUAUAUUGUCUCUCUCUCUCUGUCUGCAGUAAAAUGUUAGCAUUGCUAAUC
This is a messenger RNA of Astyanax mexicanus (Mexican tetra), 2778 nucleotides long. RefSeq names its product neuropeptide FF receptor 1 like 1 (gene npffr1l1). The transcript has 3 exons. Gene Ontology annotation, biological process: G protein-coupled receptor signaling pathway. The record is from RefSeq and is a predicted model, not a curated record. Lineage: Eukaryota; Metazoa; Chordata; Actinopteri; Characiformes; Acestrorhamphidae. The coding region runs from base 161 to 1345 and encodes 394 amino acids. Gene Ontology annotation, cellular component: membrane. Gene Ontology annotation, molecular function: neuropeptide receptor activity; peptide binding.